AUGGGGGCUAGAAAUUCCCCCGCCAUCUUACUCGGACUCCGGACAAGGCAGCGACAUAACCCCUUCUCUUUUCAAUCCAACCAGAGUCAAACUUGCAUCUUCCUGAGAAUGCCAUUUCCUUCGCUUUACGACAUCUACCAAGGUCUACGAGGUGUCAACCCGACAACCAUUACAAACCACGACGUACCAGGAACUGAUCUGGUCGGGAAAUGGAUUAUAGUCACUGGAUCCAAUAACGGCGUUGGAUUUGAGUCCGCCAAAUCUUUCGCAGCAUGGGGUGCGAACCUCAUCCUUGCCUGUCGCGAGCCACCUACAUGGGAACAGCACCCCACCGCCGCCGUGCAGGAAAUCAAAGAAGUAGCCCAGACACACGGUCACCAGUCCACUAUUGAAUGGUGGAGUAUCGACAUGGCAGAUCUCCAGAGUGUCGAAGCCUUCGCUCAAAGGUGGCUGCAGUCAGAUCGCGCCCUGGACAUCCUGUGCAAUAAUGCCGGUGUUGCGGCCCCGCCCCCUCAACACUACUGGACGAAAGAUGGGUUCCAGUUCGUGCAUCAGGUUAACUUCCUGUCCCAUGUGCUACUGACUCUCCAUCUCCUUCCGUCUAUGGCGCGCAGCGCGCAGCCACGCAUUGUUUGCACGACCUCGUGUAUUCAUCACAUUGCCAGUCUUGACCUCGAGCAUUUCGACUGUGGUCCUGGAAUGAUCGGUGAGCCUUAUAAGAAUAACAAGCUGUGGUUUCAGAUGUGGGUUGCGGAGAUGCAAUCUCGUUUCCUCAAACAUCCAGAAUACCUCCACAUCACGAUCAACGGAGUCCAUCCAGGCUUUGUUGCUUCGGGGAUCUGGAGUGCUCUUGAGCAUCAUGGUAUUUUGGAUUGGGCGCACGGUCUUCUUUUGAGGUAUUGGGCUAUUGACCCAAAACAGGGUAGCUUUGGUAUCACCAACGCUGCUACUAAUCCAGUGUUCGGACCAAACCCAGAGACGCAGGGGGUUGGUUCUGUCGGGGGAAGAGGAGGGGGAAAGUAUAUCAAUCGAAUUUGGGAAGCCGUGCCGAAGGCCCAUUGUGAUGAUCCAAAGGCUAGGGCAGGGGUCUGGAAAAAGCUAGACGAGGAGCUGCAUCUCCAAGAUAAGGGCCUUCUGGCGGUUCUGGGUCUUUGA
Messenger RNA from Penicillium brevicompactum, 1155 nucleotides. RefSeq lists its product as uncharacterized. NCBI's taxonomy places the organism in Eukaryota, Fungi, Ascomycota, Eurotiomycetes, Eurotiales, Aspergillaceae. The transcript is spliced from 2 exons. The record is from RefSeq and is a predicted model, not a curated record. The coding region runs from base 1 to 1155 and encodes 384 amino acids.